Messenger RNA from Eruca vesicaria subsp. sativa (arugula), 1413 nucleotides. The record is from the annotation of a GenBank genome assembly. Lineage: Eukaryota; Viridiplantae; Streptophyta; Magnoliopsida; Brassicales; Brassicaceae.
AUGGAGACCUUUGUCUUCCUCUGGCUACUCCUCAUGUUCUUCACACACUUGGCCUCAUCUCUAACUCAAGACUUCUCUUUCAUUGGCUUCAAAAAAGCCACUCCAAAUCUAAUCAUGUCAGGAGUAACAGAGAUAGCCAACACUGGAGCCAUCAGGCUUACAACAGAUACAAGCCGCGUCAUUGGUCACGCCUUCUACUCUUUACCAAUCCGAUUCAAGCCAAUCGGUCAAAACCGAGCUCUUUCUUUCUCCACCUCUUUUGUAAUCGCCAUGGUUCCAGAGUACGUCACGCUUGGAGGUCAUGGACUUGCCUUCUCCAUCACUCCAAGUCCAAAUCUCCCAGGCUCUCUUUCUAGCCAGUACUUAGGGCUAUUGAACUCGAGCCGAGCUAAUAUCUCUAGCAACUUCUUCGCUGUGGAGUUUGAUACGGUUAAGGAUUUGGAGUUUGAAGACAUCAACGAUAACCAUGUCGGAAUCGAUAUAAACAGUUUGGAGUCAAGUAUUUCAACUCCAGCUGCUUAUUUUCUCCCAAACUCAACCAAGAAAGAGCUUUUCCUCGACAGUGGUAGAGUGAUACAAGCUUGGAUUGAUUAUGAUUCAGACAAAAAGAGGUUAGAUGUUAAGAUUUCUCCACUCUCUGACAAACCAAAAUUGUCUCUUCUCUCUUACAAUGUAGAUCUCUCCCCUGUCUUUGGAGAUGAAAUGUAUGUUGGAUUCUCUGCUUCGACCGGUUUGCUAGCUAGCUCUCAUUACAUCUUAGGUUGGAACUUUAACAUGAGUGGAGAAGCUUUGUCUCUGUCUCUACCAUCUCUCCCUAGGGUUCCACGUCCACUCAAGAAGAAGAAGAGCCCUGGCUUGAUCCUAGGAGUAUCUCUCUCGUGUUCCCUUUUGAUCAUCGCAGUUAUUGCCGUAGCAGUUAUGUUUGGUAUUAAAAAGGCCAAAGAUGAAGACAGAGUUGAAGAGUGGGAGCUCGACUUUGGUCCGCACAGAUUCUCUUAUAGAGAGCUGAAGAAAGCUACAAAUGGUUUUGGGGACAAGGAGCUUCUAGGGUGGCAAAGUGGUGACAUUAGAGAUGUUGUGGACAGGAGAUUGAACGGUGAGUAUGAUGAAGAUGAAGUGGUGAUGGUUAUCAAACUAGGGCUUCUUUGUUCGAACAAUUCACCUGAGGUGAGACCUACGAUGAGACAAGUGGUUAUGUAUCUCGAGAAGCAGUUCCCGUCGCCGGAAGUUGUUCCAGCGCCGGAUUUUUUAGAUGCAAAUGAUAGUAUGUGUCUUGAUGAUGCAAGUGGUGGUAAUGCUGGCGAGUUUGAGGACUUUGUGGAUUCAGCUAGGUUUUAUAGUGGACCAAAUCAGACUAGUACUUCUUCGUCUAUAUUCUCAUUCGCAGGUAAAACUAAAACCGAUGGGAGAUGA